CCCACAGGCACUCUGACUCUCAGCUUAGUUAGCACACACUGCUGUGGAGCGGCUGCCUACAUCCUACUAUUAACUCAAAGAUGGCCUCCAAAGUCAAAGUAAACUGACAUCGUAGUGGGGCGGGAAGCAAAACACAGAAAGGAAACAGGAUUUUGAGUGUUUGCCAGUGUGUGUGUCUUUGUGAGAUUAUACAGAAUGUCCAAAGGUGUAUGAUAUUCACACUGAUUCAUAAAGGUAACUAUAUAGGUGAAUAACAUUAGAAAGAAACUGGGAGGAUCAAAAAACAUGAGGCUAUAAAUCAGGAUAAACCGUCCAGUUCAAGAAGCUGCUGGCUGGAGGACACUACCACCUCCUUCCAACUGCUCAGAGUUUGGCCUGGUGGUACCAAAUUGACCCACCACUCAGUUGCCAACAUGCUCCAACAGAUCUUAAAGGACAUGUACAUCGAACCUGAUGUACUCAAUGCUCUUAAUGAAGAGCAGAAAAAGACUCUUUUCCUGAAAAUGCGUGAGGAGCAGGUGCGGCGCUGGAAAGAGCGGGAGGAGAAGCUGGAGAGGGAAGGGGGGGACACUGAGUCCAAGAGAACAAAGCCAAGAAAAGCCAACAGUAAGAGUGUGAGCUGGCUCCUCGGCCGUGAUGGUGAUGUGUCAGUCAAUGUGAUUGGUGAGGUGGAUGAGUUAACCUCCAAAUUUAUCUGCUCUGGACUUGGAGAAAACAAGUCACCCAAUCUCCAGAACAACACAUGCCAUCAAACUAUCCUGAAGAGCAGGAAAAUUACCGAUGAUGUCAGAACUGAGAGAGAGAACCUGCCUCCCAAAACGCACCCUGGAAUAUCCUUGAAUUUUAAGGGUAAAUGUGAGGUAUCGAGUACUGUACUCCCUCUGCCGGUGUCAGUGAGUGAGCAUACACCAGCCACAGCAAAAGAAAAGCUCGACUUGAAAUCAGCCAGCACCACCGAGGAGAAGUCGGAUACCCAGUCCUCCAUCUGCUCCAGGCCUCCCAUGAGAGUUAGCCCUGUCAACGUUAAACCAGCUUCUACAAACGCAACACUAGGCUGUGUCAACACGAGACCUGGCCUCACACAUCCAAGGCUGGCAGCCACCACAACGUCCUCUUCCAUCAGCAACACUGUCAAAAUAGUCUCUGGAUCAACGUCUCUCACCCAAGAUAGCCUGUGCUCAAAGGAACCCCAAAAGCCUCACGAGUCACAGGGUGGGAAAGAUGUUGGUGUUUUAGAAACAUCUCGGACCUCUGCUUCAGGGGAGGUUGGGGCAUCAGGGAGGGCAGCAGUCUGUACAGGACGUGGCCGAGUGGCUCAGCUCAUGAAAACCUUCAGCGCUGAUACCCCAACACAGACCCCUCCCCGUGGUAUUAAGCCACCCCUUCCUACCAAGCCUAAUCAUUUGCAUGUAGUGACAACAUCAACAGUCAGGUAAUCCUUAAACGAUGAUGGACAGUCACAAAGCCCACUCCAAGUGUCUGUGCUUGGAAUAAAAUCACCCAAGACGAUGUCAGACACCUAAUAUGGAGCACCAGUUGGAAAUUUAAGGGGAUAAAAGACUGUAAAGGGGGCUCAGAAAUGGUAAUUGUUGGUAUCUCUCCCAAAGCACAGUGAUGAAAAUGCUUGAAUUCUUUAGUUUUUGGAUGCUGCAGUACUGUACUGUAAACACUCUUUAUGGGAGAGAAAAAUCCAAACCAAUUAAUUGUAUUUGAAUAUUUGGUUUUAUAAGACACAAAAACAUAAAUUCACGUUGAUGCUUCAGUCUUUGUGUGACAAGGAAAAUAUACUGUUUUUCUAAAACAGUUUUAUGUCUGAUUUACACAACUUGUGCACACUUUUUGUAGUAUUCUAAUCAAUUAUAAAACAGUUUUCAUUGCGCACACAGGCACACGCAUAGCUGUUUUUUUUUCUUAAUUUCUGUCUUCUUGAACAAAGUAGGGCAUGGGCAGGCAAAGGGGUGAAGAAGGUACAGAAGGGUCCUCCAUCCUUUUUGCUGUUUCUUCCCAAGGAAUAAUGUUGGGUUUUUUUAUUUGUCACAAUGCAAUGUAUGUCUGUCUCUGCCACCUGGCAGGAGUCUCGCUGCGACCUGUUGUGGACCAAUGACAGUGCCAAAUACACACUCAUCUGUCACUCCCAGUGGAUCAAAUCCUGGCAAGUUAGACAGUCACUGCCAAAUAAUCCAGCUCUGUGUUGCUGUUCCUAUUUUCAGUCUUGUAUUUGAGAUGAGUGCCUGGAUGCUGUUGUUGCUUUUGAAUUUUCUAUAUGGAGACACAUUCUUUAAUGGGACAUUAAACAAUCUUAUAUGAUAGACAAGUUUAUCCUUGAUAUCAAGAUUAAAUGGUGCAAGGAAAAAUUAAACAGCUAAACUUGUGAA
Melanotaenia boesemani (Boeseman's rainbowfish) is the source of this 2375-nucleotide messenger RNA. RefSeq lists its product as uncharacterized. Gene Ontology annotation, cellular component: cytoplasm. The transcript is spliced from 8 exons. The record is from RefSeq and is a predicted model, not a curated record. The coding region runs from base 414 to 1436 and encodes 340 amino acids. NCBI's taxonomy places the organism in Eukaryota, Metazoa, Chordata, Actinopteri, Atheriniformes, Melanotaeniidae.